This is a messenger RNA of Durio zibethinus, 2591 nucleotides long. The record is from RefSeq and is a predicted model, not a curated record. NCBI's taxonomy places the organism in Eukaryota, Viridiplantae, Streptophyta, Magnoliopsida, Malvales, Malvaceae.
UUCUUGCUUUUGCUGCUCAAUUCAUUUUGCUUGUUAUCUUUUCUCAGGAUGUCUCUAAUAGUCUAAUGUUUCUGCAUAUUUUUUUUUCUUUUGCUUAGUUUUUUUAGUUUUUAAUUUCUUAUAGAAAGAUUUGUUCUUUUUUCUUUUUGUAUAGUAAUAAUUGAAGCUGUUUUUUUUUUCUCAUCUACUGUAACUUUUAGUUGCUUCCCCCUUUCAUUCUGAGGAAAAGAAAUUCCAAAUAAAUUAUGAAUCAAAUAGAAUCCCACUUGUUAUCAUUAUUUUAAUUAGAGUUUCAUCAUUGCUCUGUUUUUACUCUUUUAGGACAUGGAAUAGAAUGUUUCCCUAUAUAGUAUACAAAAUAUUCAAUUCAAUAUCGUUUUUUUAAUUUCAUAGUCAAUUAUUACUUUAUUUAUUAACUAAUAAUUUAUUUUCUGUCAGCUGGGUUUGCAAUUUCCAUCUGCAGUUAAUUAAAAUCUGGGUCUUUUUUAUUGGCUUGCAGGGCAUCUGUCAGCUUAGCCAUGAACCACUGUAUUCCUGAGUGGAGUUUUGAGUAUGAUCUCCCAGUCUCCAAUCAUAGAAAACGAUUGGGCCAAGACAAUGAGCUGGUGGAGCUGUUAUGGCAAAAUGGACAGGUAGUUUUGCACAGCCAAACUCACAGAAAAAAUGUACCAAACCCCUGUGAGUCUAGACAAGUAGAAAAGAAUGAUCAACCAACAUCAAGAGGGGGUACUACCAGCUUAUCAUAUGGAAAUUCAAGUAAUCUAAUUCAUGAUGAUGAAACAGUCUCAUGGAUCCAAUACCCCAUUGAAGAUUCCUUUGAGAAAGAGUUUUGUUCCAACUUUUUCUCUGAAUUUCCAUCACCUGUUCCAAUGGAAGCUGAUAACAAUAAGCCCAACAGACAAUUGAAGCAACAUCAACAACAGUUUGUCAAGUCUAGUGCUGCCUCCCCUACUAUCUUUAAUAAGACUGCAAAUUCACAGGAACUUAAUGUUAGUUCUGCGGCUCAAGAAUUUCAGGGAAACCCUAUGCCGCCUCCAAAAUUUCAGUUUGAUUCAACCCAACAGAAUAAAAAUUCAGAAGGUUUAGGCAAAGUUCUUAAUUUUUCGCCUGUAACAGAACAUACAGGGGUGAAGAGUAGUGGCGGCAACCUGAUACAAAGAGAAGUUAAGGACAGUUCAGGAAUGAAAGUUGGAUCAAGCUAUUGUGGCAGCAAUCAAAUUCGAAAUGAUGUUAACCUUAGCCGAGGAUCAAGCAAUUGGUUUGGAACUACAACUACUGGUUUAUCUGCAGGGACUUCGAAAGAUGAUGCUCGAAAAACAAUUGUUCAGAUUGAGAAAGGAAAAACUGAGACGAUUGAACCUACUGUUACUUCUUCUUCUGGUGCAACAUGCAAGCAAUCAACUGGGGUCAUCAGUAGCCAUAAAAGGAAGAGCAGAGAUGGUGAAAACAAUGAGUGCCAAAGUGAGGCUGCUGAAUUACAAUCAGCUGCUGGAAAUAAGUCAGCCCAACGAUCUGGGUCUUCCCGCCGGAGUCGUGCUGCCGAAGUGCAUAAUCUAUCGGAGAGGAGACGGAGGGAUAGGAUCAAUGAGAAGAUGCGAGCGUUACAAGAGCUCAUACCUCACUGCAACAAGUCAGACAAGGCAUCUAUGCUAGAUGAGGCAAUUGAAUAUUUGAAGUCGCUUCAGUUACAGCUUCAGGUGUUUCAGGUAAUGUGGAUGGGAAGUGGGAUGGCCCCAAUGAUGUUUCCAGGAAUCCAGCAUUAUAUGUCCCGCAUGGGAAUGGGAAUGGGUCCACCUGCAUUCCCUUCCAUUCACAAUCCUUUGCAUCUUUCUAGGGCGCCAGUAGUUGAUCAGUCCAUCUCUAUGGCUUUUCCUUCACAAAACCAAGCUGCAACAUGCCAAACUCAACAGUUGAAUCAAGUGAAUUACCCACAUCAUAUGCAAAAUCCCAUCUUUGCGGAGCAAUAUGCACGUUUUUUGGGCUUUCAUCAUAUGCAAACUGCCUCUCAGCCCAUGAAUAUGUUUGGAUAUGGUUCCCAAACUACACCGCAAAGUCCAAUGGUAUUAGCCCCCAGCAGUUGCAGUAUACCACUCACGGGAGGGGCAGCUACAAUCAAUAACACUUCUCUUAGUGGCAAGAUGGGUUAACUAAAGAGAAGGCAAGGGGGUCCAUAACAACUUGGUAGAAGCUGAUACUGCUUAAUAUGCAGUGACUUUCUUUCUCAAUCAGUAGCCAUGCCAAAAGGCCCAGUGUCCAUCGUCAAUGUCCUAUAUGCAUAUAUCAAUGAGACAGCCACUACCAGAGUUAUAAUCACUCUCUCAACCAGGCGUUGAAUUUGUUCUAUGACCACCAUGUCAUUGAAUUUGGUCGUAAGAUUUGAUUUCAGGAUGAAAACAAGAUAUCAAGUGUGCUGCUACUGGCUUGGAUUCUGGUAAAUAAGACAGCUACCGACAUUUUCUUGUUUGCUUGCUUAGAAGAGGAAGUAAUGCUUGUUCCCCCCAGUCUGUAAAAUUUUUAGCCAUUUCUUUAUUUUGAAUUAUAAUAGCUGUCUGAUUGCAGGAAGGAAUAAAUUUGUUAAGAGAUCCUUGUAA